CGCUCCUGGACUCGAGAGCAGCCAAAAACACCAAGAAGACAAUAAAAAAGAUACCCCUGAAGUGCAGAAAAGAUGGAGGAAUGUGAGAUUUCGGACACUGAGAUAACCAAGCUUACAGAGUUCCAGGGUGAGGCUUCAGAUGUCAUCAGUCAGGACGAUGAGGACGAAGUGGAGGAACUGCAAAACAGUCUACGGGAGGUUAUCCAGGACCAUUCUGUGAAGCCCAAACUCCAGUGCCUGAUGGUGGAUCCUUCAUUCUCCAUGGUGACUGUCCAGAGCGAGGACAGUGGUAUAGUGUGGGAGACAGCAUCUAGCCGCUGCUCUACUCCUUGGGCCUCUGAGACCAGCUCCAUCUCGGAAGCCUGCAACAUGGAAGGGUCUGGAUCUGCCGGGAAAAUCACCAUCAUCUUUGAUGAGGACAAAGUCGUUCGCAGAAGAACGAGGUCAGGAAGAAGCAGCAGAUUGAGGGACAGACUGACCAGAACUGGCACUUCAAGAUCAGCCUCAGCUCUGGGAGUGGAGAGACCCGAGAUGGCAGAAGUGUCGCUUCCCAAUGUCAAAGAACAUCGGAAUGGAGCAGAGACAGAUUUGGAAGAGAUCAGAAACAGAGAUCAGCAGUUGUUUAGUUUGAUUUCAGAGGGGUACGAGAUUCUUAACAUCAGAGUCCCAUCCAAACUUCCCACAGUUGAUGAAGAGGAGAGCACAGAACUUCAGGACAACUUGACUUACUUAGACGAGACUCCCAAGAUCAGAUCUCGAUCCCACCUCAACAAAACCACCCAGAACAAUAGCCCUUCCGAAGAGGUGAAAAUACAGGAGUCUAUUGAGCAACAGUCCACAAAUGAAGACACUCUGUCUUCGCUGGACACUGAGCUCAAACACACAUCUAUACCACAAGACGGCUCCAAAGACAUUGAUUACUUUGAGAAGUUUACCCUGGUGGAUGAGGUGGUUCCGGGACAAAAGUCUCCAGAACUUAAGGAGCAGGUGGAAGAACCAUUGCUGGAAUGCACAGUGGAGUCAAUGCCUGCAAAGGUAGACAAAGACAAUCCAUCAGAGUCAGAGGACUCAUUCGUCAUGGUGACAGAAGUCGAGAUAGUUGGUGAACACCUGGACGAGGUCUUCUAUGGAGAAGGAGCUCCUGCAAACGCAAUGCAGCAAAAAGUGGACGAGGAAGUAAAAGGUUCCAGAGUGAGAAGAGACAGUCAGAGAUCCAUGAAGGAGAGCGGCUCGGUAUUGUUUGGAAGUGAAGAAACCACACUCACGCCUAUUUAUAUCUCCCCUGGACCCCCUAAGAUAAUUGAUCCCAUUCUGCUGGAAGAACCCACCGCCAUGUCCUUCAUGUACUCUGACCUUUAUGAGGAUGCUGUAGGUGAGAAGAGAAAGAGUGAUGAGGAAUACUCCGAGGUAGAGAGUGUGGCAUCUGAGAAAUCUUUUAAGAAAUGUUUUUCAGAUUCAGAGGAGGCAGAGGGAUACCUGGAAAAGUUCAUUUUGAAAGAUGAUACCCCUACUGUGGACAUUCCAGUGGAUGCAGUGGAGGAUAAAGGAGACAGGAGGCUGAUAUGGUCUCAGAGUAAGUUUGAAAUGACAGGCUGUCUUACAAGAGCUGUGGAAGAGGAACAAGACAAGGACAAGGCAGAGGAUUCAAAACAAGUUGUCAACACUGAAGUAGUAAAAGAUUCAGACGCACCAAAGUCAAAAGAGCAUGGUCCAGAAAAGGCAGGCAAAGAAGUACAUCACUCUGAGGAUAGUGAAGAACAACUUGCUCAUAGAGAUUUAAUUCAUGAAGAUAGUCUGAAGAAGGAAGAGGGGCAGGCGACGGAUCAAAUUCCUGACUCUAAGAUUGUAACGGUAGAGACAACAUAUGAACACCAAAGAAAUGAUCACGUUAAUGAUCAAAGUCAAAGUAAAACACAAGAGAAGCCUCAGACUCAUGCUGUGCCGGAGCAGAAACCUGAUAUUUCACCGACUGUAACUGAUCUCCUUCAAAGCGAAGACACAGUGGGGGACACCUAUGAGACAGAAGUAGUUAUUGAUAAGGACAUCCUGGAGGAGAUCCUAGCAGAAGGAGCAGACAGAAAUAUGGAGGCUUUAAAAGUGACACUAGAAGAGAAAUAUAAGAAAAUGGAGCUUGAUCCCAAGGAACCUGCAGUUGAGGGCUUUACUGAUUGUGAACCCAUGGUGCAUGCAGUUGUGAAAAUAACUGAGAAGACUGCUGAUGAAAACCUGACCCAGACUAAGGUCCAAAUUGAUCUUCAGGAGGUAACAAGUACUCCUCAAAAAGAAACGCUCACACAAAACGUUUCAGUGCCCGAGUCGGUUUGUUUUGCGCCUGACACAGAGUUGGAGGUCAUAACCAAAAUGGAUGAACAAGAGGCCGAUUCAAGUAACACACAACAGGAAAUGAAUGCACAUGAGUACCAGAUCCCUUCAAAAGACAACAAAGCUGACACUUUGAAGACCGAAAGAGACGAUGACUUGAUUGUCCUUGUUCCCAAAGGUCAAGCUGUGGAGAUGGAUAUAGACAUGAGUCCAAGCUCAGAGAGGAUAACCAAAUGUGAAACAGUAAAUCUCCUUGAUCCAGACACAGAAUAUGAACAAAUAACUAAAUCUGAUCACCACACCAUAGAAACGCUAGCAGUGCCUCAGCCGGAAGAACCAAUUGGAAAGUCUGAAUAUUUGAACAGUACGCCUUCACCUACACCUUCACUAGAAAAGGCAGGGAAAGAUGAGCUGGAGGCCAAGGAGGACAAAGAUGAUCUUUUUUCCCCUCUGAGGAGUUUUGCCCCACAAGAAGAUUUAUCUCUGACCCAGGAAGAGAACCUUCAAUCAGAUGCUGCAGGCAAAGAAGAAAAUGGAGAAGUUGCAAUAGAAAGAGAAAUGAGCCCAGAGACCGAUUUUUACAUAGAGUCCGAGGGCAAAACUAAAGCUCAAGAUGAGAUAUCUGAAGAUAUUCCAGAGUUGACAUUUGAGAUUAUAACCGAACUGGACACCAGCGAGCAAACGGAACUUGGAGGAUGGGAAGAUGUACAGGAACCAGUGUUGGUGUCGGUUCAGGAGGUUGAGGAAGAGAGAGAUGUGAAAGACUUUCAGGACGAGGAGCUCAUUGAGGCCGAUUAUGACAUCAUUGAUGCUGAGGAGCAGCUUCACGCCAGACUGGCUGCUGAGCUACAAGGCAUGGAUUGGUUCUGUCUCACCUGUCAGUCUUUGCUGUCUAAGGAAGACUGUGAUUCUGGUGACCAUGAUGGCCAUGAGGUGACUGCAGUGGACAAAGCCUUUGAGGAUGUCAAGGAGCGACUCAGUGACUGGAUCUCAGAGCUACAGGGGAGGUCUGAGAACAUCGAGGACCUGGUAUCUGAACUGGAGUUGGCCUACCACUCUGUGGAGCACCAGUGCGUUGAGAGCGAGGCAGCCAUGCAGGCACAGAAUGACGAGAUGAUGGCCUUGGUGAUGCAGCAGUAUAACGACAUGUCUGUCAACAUGGAAGAGGAGAAGAAGGCCAAGCUGGAGCAGCUCUACGAUCAGAUUGUCUCCUUUCAGGAAAGCAUCGAUUCAGCCAAGGCCACCCUGGAGACUACAGCCAGAGAGGCUGACGCCGAAGCUCGGACUCCUGACGACAUUCAUGCAAGGCUUAAAGCAGCUCUGGAGUCAACCAUGUCCCUGGAAUUGGGCUCCAAGGGAUUACUGGUAUUUGAAGAUUACGCCAAAGGCAACGCCUCUAGCCCGCAGCUGGCGCAACGAAAGGGAAUUCCAGUCCCUCAGAGGCCCAUCCUGGAGCCCCAGGAGGCUGGAUUGGCCACUAGCACUAGUGUCACUGUUUACUGGAGGGUCAAUCCCGGAGACAUCAUUGACUGCUUCCAGGUCUACUGCAUGGAAGACCCACAAGGAGCUGUGUCUGAGGAGUACCGUGUGACUGUGAAGGAAAGUUACUGUAACCUGGAGGAGCUGGAGCCUGAUAAGUCUUACAAGGUGUGGGUCAUGGCUGUCAACUACACGGGCUGCUCUCUGCCUAGCGAGAGGCGCGUCUUCACCACAGCACCGUCAGUACCAGUAAUUGAUAGCGAACGCUGCACCGUCACGUGGGACUCAGCCAAGCUCAGAUGGAGUCCGGCAACACAAAACCCUGGACAGAGUUUCAUCCUGGAGUACUGUCGCCAGUAUGAGCUGGAAGGAGACGGGCUUAGAUCGAUAGCAGGCAUAAAAAGCUGUGAACAUGGAGUUUUGCUGCAACCAAAUGAGAAUUAUCUGUUUUACGUCAAAGCUGUGAAUGAAGCUGGAGUCAGUGAACAAAGUGAAGCUGCUCUCAUUUCAACUAAAGGAACUAGAUUUCACCUGCUAAAAGCUUCAGCUCAUCCAGCUCUGGAGCUGUCAGAAGACCAAACCUCUGUUUCCUUGUCAAAAGAUGUUUAUGAGCAUGUGUCAUCCACAGAAAAACAGCCUCCAUUCAUCUUAGGUGAGUUAUUGCCAGCGAGAGGACACCACUACUGGGAGACCACAGUGUCAGAAUGUCCAGCUUACAGACUUGGAGUAGCACACAUCUCAGCCCAAAGAAAAUGCUUCCUGGGUGAAAACAAGCUGUCAUGGUGUUUACAGUGCAUCCCAUCACCAUCUGGUUGCAGGUAUCAAAUGAUCCACGGUGCAACUCAGUCCAGCAUGUUUGUCAUAGAGUCGCCUGAACGGGUGGGUACGCUCCUGGACUACCAGCUGGGUCGUCUAUGUUUCUAUAAUGCCCAAACGGGUCAAGCGUUGGGGUCAUUCAGGCACAGCCUCACCGGACCGUGUCACCCUGUUCUGGCCCUGGAAACGCCGGGUCGGCUAGAGGUCGGAUUUGUGCCGGAAUUGCCUGAGUUUGUCCGAGGCUGCUAGGCCGCAAACACACAUCAGUGUCAUUGGAGUUAAUGUCAGGAGGUUGUUGACUUUAAACAUACAGUGGUACCUCGACUUACGAUCGCAUCGACAUACGAUCAUUUCCGACGUGAAAUUUGACUCAUUUGUCUCGACAUAUGACGACAAGCUCGAAUUACAACGAUAUAUGACAGCGUCACAAUUUCAGUGUUUUACCGCACGGUGGAUUUUCUUGUGAGAGAAAUCAACAUAGGUCCCAAGAAGGUUAGUGCAGGUGGUGAAAAAAAGGAAAAAGGUGACGCUUACUAUUGAAAUUACGAAGCAAAUGAUAGAAAAAUAUGAGCGUAGUGUGUGCAUCAGUGAGCUAGCUUGACAAUAUGGCCGGAAUACUGUGUGUCUACGAUCUCGAGGACGAUUCUCAUUAUUAUUGUAACAUUGGCAAGGACGUCGCCAGCUUUGUCAGGUCUUUAAUCAUUUAUUUCAGAACUUGUGCAACACAACACAGCUACAGUCCGCCUUAGCCGACGCCAACAACAGAGUAAUAACUUCCCACUCUUCUGCACCUCUGUCACUCUUAGCGAACAGUUCGCACAGAAUAGGAUGCCAGCAUACUCACACUCACCAGUGAUUCACACAAAUACUGGUACACCUCACAUGGCUGAAUUGUGUACACUCCACCCCUCCCAGUCACUCAUCUUUCUGACUCUCCCCCUUCUUCGUUUUUCCUUGGUCAUCAGGCCCCCCCCACAUGGUGUCAACUGAAAAUACAACUGGCUAAUGAUAGAACCAACAUAUUCAUAGUUAGUGUAGGCGAUCAAUGUAUUUCUUGUUGUUGUUUGUACUUCUUCUGUCUCUCUCCUUCUUUUCUUCUGUCCCCCCAUAACUUCUUCCUGUUCGCUGUUUUCUACUAAUAAAUGAGGCAUGUUGAAUGAUCACAAUGGGAGUAUGUCAUACUCACAUGUGAUACAUUAAAACUGUUCAGGCUAAUCGGACACUUAGAUUUCCAUUUUCCGUGUUAGGCAGCUGAACAGGAUAUGUUGAGAGAAGAAAAAAAAAGUUAUACCUUCCCACUCUUUUGCACCUCUGUCACUCUCGUCAGUCACGGUGCGUUCAGGAACAACAUGCAAAACACAACUGCCAAAUUAGAACCAGAUUCGUUACAUUAUUAUUAUUACAAUUUGUAUUUAUAAUUUGUUUUGCUAUUUAUAAUUGUACCUGCAGUAACUUUUUCUUGGGGGUGGGGGUCCAAUGUAUUCAUUCAGAUUCAACAGCAUUGGAGAUACAUACUGUAAAUUUGUAUGUAGAGGUACCACUGUAUGUGAAUUUCACAGUUUUAUUAAAAUAUAUGGUCAAGCUGUACAUUCAAAGGAUGCAAAGGAAUCAAUCCACCUUUUAACAAUGUUUAAACAUUUGUAAAUAUCUGUUAUAUUGAUGACGCCAAACUCAAAGAUAUCAAAUGCAAUAUAGGGAUAUAAAGUUCUGCCCAAAAGUAUUGGCACCCCUGCAAUUCUGUCAGAUAAUGCUCAAUUUCUCCCAGAAAAUGAUUGCAAUUACACAUGCUUUGGUAAAAUCUUCAUGGAUCUUGCUUGCAAUGAAAAAACACAGAAGAGAAUGGGGGAAAAAUCAUUAUCAUUUUACACAAAACUCCACAAACGUACACAAACCCUUUUUAAAAAAUCAUGUGAUGCUUCUCUAAUUUGUGUAAUUAACAGCACCUGUUAAUUACCUGUGGCACAUAACAGGUGGUGGCAAUAACUAAAUCACAAUUGCAUCCAGUUAAAAUGGAUUAAAGUUGACUUAACAUGUGUCCUUCUGUGUACCACACUGAGUAUGGAGAAAAGAAAGAAGACCAAAGAACUGUCUUAGGACUUGAGAAGCAAAAUUGUGAGGAAGCAUGGGUAAUCUCAAGGCUACAAGUCCAUCUCCAAAGACCUGAAUGUUCCUGUGUCUACCGUGCGCAGUGUCAUCAGUAAGUGUAAAGCCCACUGCACUGUGGGUAACCUCCCUAGAUGUGGACAGAAAAGAAAAAUUGUGCAGAUGGUGGAUAAAGAACUUCGACUAACAGCCAAACAAGUUCAAGCUGUCCAGCAGUCCGAGGGUAAAAGAGUGUCAAUCCGUACUGUCCGUCGGCGUCUGAACGAAAAGGGACUUUAUGGUAGGAUACCCAGGAAGACCCUACUUCAGACCCAGAGACAUAAAAAAGCCUGGCUGGAGUUUGCCAAAACUUACCUGAGAAAGCCAAAAACGUUUCAGAAGAAAAAAGUAGAGCUUUUGGGGAAAAUGCAUCAACAUAGAGUUUACAUGAAAAAAAAAAAAAACAGGCCUUCAAAGAAAAGAACACAGUCCCCACAGUCAAACAUGGCGGAGGUUCCCUGAUGUUUUGGGGUUGCUUUGCUGCCUCUGGCACUGGACUGCUUGACCGUGUGCACGGCAUUAUGAAGUCUGAAGACUACCAACGAAUUUUGCAGCUUAAUGUAGGGCUCAGUGUGAGAAAGCUGGGUCUCCUUCAGAGGUCAUGGGUCUUCCAGCAGGACAGUGAACCAAAAAAACACUUCAAAGAGCACUAGAAAAUGGUUUGAGAGAAAGCACUGGAGACUUCUAAAGUGGCCAGCAAUGAGUCCAGACCCGAAUUCUAUAGAACACUUGUGGAGAGAUCUGAAAAUGGCAGUUUGGAGAAGGCACUCUUCAAAUCUCAGGUACCUGGAACAGUUGGCCAAAGAAGAAUGGUCUAAAAUUCCAGAAGAGCAUUGUAAGAAUCUCAUUGAUGGAUACUGGAAGCGGUUGUUCGCAGUUAUUUUGUCUAAAGGUUGUGCUACCAAGUAUUAGGCUUCCAAUACUUUUGUCCGGCCCAUAUUUGGAGUUUUGUGUAAAAUGAUAAAGAUUGAAUAUUUUUUUCAUUUUCUUUUGUGUUAUUUCAUUGCACGCAAAAUAAAUGAAGAUAUUACUACCAAAGCAUUUGUAAGUUAUCCAACAGAAUUGCAGGGGUGCCAAUACUUUUGGCCAGCACUGUAAAGUUCCUCUGUGUGUCCUUCACUUUUCUUGUUUGCUUUACAUUUUAGGAAGCAAGUAAGUUUUGUAGAUCUGUUUUCUGACAGCAUAACAACCUAAACAUUAGAAAAUGCAUACUUUAAAGCCCUUUAGCAGCCUAAACUAUAAUCAGUGAAUAAUACUGCAGCAUUUUGUUACUAAUUGUGAAUACACAUUUUUAUAUUAACAUUUUUGUUAACCGAUUUGAUUAGUUGUGUGUUUGUUUUUCUUAUGUUUUAUCGGAAACCUGUUUAGUUGAUUAAACAUCUUUUUGUUGUUGUUGUUUUUGUGACUAACUUUCAUCACUAGAUGGCUCCAGUACUUGCUGGAUUUUUAUUUCUGCUUCGUCCUGCAAUAUGUACACAACCAAAAAACUACUACCUAAAUACAGUGGGGCAAAUAAGUAUCUUGUC
Messenger RNA from Corythoichthys intestinalis (scribbled pipefish), 8285 nucleotides. It is a transcript of the gene cmya5, whose product is annotated as cardiomyopathy associated 5. Gene Ontology annotation, cellular component: cytoplasm. NCBI's taxonomy places the organism in Eukaryota, Metazoa, Chordata, Actinopteri, Syngnathiformes, Syngnathidae. The record is from RefSeq and is a predicted model, not a curated record. The transcript is spliced from 13 exons. Gene Ontology annotation, molecular function: protein binding. Bases 73 to 4866 code for a protein of 1597 amino acids.